This is a messenger RNA of Phyllopteryx taeniolatus (common seadragon), 4268 nucleotides long. RefSeq names its product protein tweety homolog 3-like. The coding region runs from base 357 to 2039 and encodes 560 amino acids. Lineage: Eukaryota; Metazoa; Chordata; Actinopteri; Syngnathiformes; Syngnathidae. Gene Ontology annotation, molecular function: intracellularly calcium-gated chloride channel activity; volume-sensitive chloride channel activity. The record is from RefSeq and is a predicted model, not a curated record. Gene Ontology annotation, cellular component: plasma membrane. The transcript has 15 exons.
UCACGCACGCACGCGCACGGUCUCUAAGCUACCCGAAAGCCUCCUCGUCAGUCGUACGUGGAACGUUGAGGCUCUCUCGGCACUUCGUGUGUGUCCACGCGUGUUUUGCUCAUCGUACCAGCUCCGUGGUGAACAUGAGCAGCGGCGGGCUGGUGGACGUCAACGGCGCUACCCGGUGAACAAAGCGGCCACAGCGCGCUUGCGGUUGGAGCGACCCGCGGGAGAAUGCUGGAAAUGGUCGCCAGGCACCGCCGGUGAACGCCGCCGCGUUGAUGCGGCACCGAGAAGGCGAUACGCCGAGCGAGUAGACAGUGUCCGCGGGAGUAAUCAUCUUUUAGCAAGGGGACGUCUUCAAGAUGGCGGCCGUGGUCAACUACUCGCCGCCCUGGUGGGUGAACCUGCUCCACCGCUUGCCUCAUUUUAACUUGGACUUCCAGAUGGUCAGCAGCGACUUCCGGCCCGAAGACCCUGAGUAUCAAAAGUCGGUGUUGCUGCUGGGCUCGGUGGCUCUGUUGUGUUUGGGUUUGGACCUGGUGUUCCUCCUCUUCUACUCUUUCUGGCUGUGCUGCCGUCGCCGCAAGAGCAACGAGUCGUCUUCUUCGUCUCACUCGCACCACGCGCACGCCCAGCAGCAGCCCAGCGCAGACUGCUGCUGCACCGCCUGGUGUGUCAUCAUCGCCACCCUGGUGUGCAGCGCUGGCAUCGCUGUGGGAUUCUACGGGAACGGCGAGUCGAGCGACGGCGCCAGUCGCCUGGCGUAUUCCCUGCGCCACGCCAACCGCACCGUGUCGGGCAUCGAGAAACUGGUGUCGGACAGCGCCGUGGCGCUGAACCAGACGGUGGAGGAGAACCUGGUCCAGCUGGAGACGACCUACCAGGAGCAGACGGACUUUGUGUCUAUCGUCCAGAAGCUGCAGGGACAGCUGGACGAGCUGGUCAGGCUCAUGGUGGAUGUCCCCUUCUGGUCCAACACCGCCGUGUCUCUGGAGGACCUGGCGCGCCAAACGGAGGCCUUUGACUUCUACAGGUGGUUGGGCUACCUUGGACUGCUGUUGUUUGACGUCCUCAUUUGCCUCCUGGUUCUCUUUGGACUCAUACGAAACUCCAGAGGAACUCUGAUUGGCGUGUGUCUGCUGGGCGUGCUGACGCUCGUCAUCAGUUGGGUGUCUCUGGGCCUGGAACUGGCAGUCGCUGCGUCUGCCAGCGACUUCUGCGAUUCUCCCGACACGUACGUUGCCCGCGCCACCAAGGAGAACGCGGUCAUCAAUCAAGAUAUCCUGCAGUAUUACCUGAAGUGCAGCCCGGGACAAGUCAACCCCUUCCAGCAGAGGCUGUCGGGGAGUCACAAAGCGUUGGUGGAGAUGCAGGACGACGUGUCGGAGCUUUUGCGAUCGGCCACGCGGGAAUACGCCAACACUAAGGCGACUCUGGAGCAGAUCCAGUCCGUGCUGAACUCCACGGAGGUGGGCCUGCACCAGCUGACGGCCCUGGUGGACUGUCGCAGCUUGCACAUGGACUACGUGCAAGCUCUGACGGGCCUGUGCUACGACGGCGUGGAGGGGGUUAUCUACCUGGUGCUCUUCUCCUUCGUCACGGCGCUCAUGUUCUCCUCCAUCGUCUGCAGCGUGCCGCACACCUGGCCUGGCAAGAGGACGGAUGAGGAGGACGGAGAAGACGAGUCGGGCGCCUCGCGGGGCGGCGGCGUUCAUGAUAACCUCUACCGCGUUCACAUGCCCAGUCUCUACAGCUGCGGCUCCAGCUACGGUAGCGAAGCUAGCCUGCCCGCCACCGCCCACACUGUCAGCAAUGCGCCCGUCACUGAGUACAUGAACCAGAACGCAAACUUUCAGACCCCCCGGUGUGAGAACACCCCCUUGAUUGGCAGGGAGUCCCCUCCACCCUCUUACACCUCCAGUAUGAGAGCCAAGUACCUGGCCACCAACCGCCCCGACCAGAACCGCCGCUCCGUCCCCAACGACCAGCUGGACCCAGCCAGCCGGCCCCAUGCCACCGCCCGGCCGCAGUCUUCGGUCCACUAAUGAACGAUCAUUACACGCGCACACGCACUGUACAAAAGCUGUAAAUAGUAAUCAUAACUCCAACACUGAUUUAAUAACCAGUGAUGUGCUGUGCUGUGCACUUAUGUUGCUAUAUCUCACACAGACACACACUUGUUUAGGCUACAUCUACAUCUUCAUUACACCUAGGACUUGUCCAUACAGCUCGCUUUUUUUCUGGAAUUCAAGCACUCAGGAGUGUUUUGACCGAGGGGCUGACCACAUGCCAAAAUGAACGAGGGUGCCUGAAAAUGAUGCCGGGAAAUGCUCUCUUUCCAUGUACAGAAGUGGUAACAAUUAAAGCUGCAAUGGGAAGAAGAGGAGGAAGGACUCUGCAGAAAAAUGUUUGCUUGGUGCUAACGUGAGCCGGCGAGGAAAAACAUUGUUUUUUUUAAACUCCCCCCCAAGUAUUUUACCACAAGUGAUACUGUGAUACUGUUUUUUUGUUUUUUUUUGGAGUCCUCAUAAGCACAAUUUUUUUCUUCGAGGCAACUUUUUGAUGGCUAAAUGGGACACUGCCGACGUUCCUCCUAUUACUGUACAGUAUGUAAAGAUGAAUAGUGAACUCGUGUUUGUGUGUGCGUGAUUAGCGCUGCAUUUUGUUUACCUGUUCACAUUUGAAACAUGCAGCCGCUACACACACACACACACACACACACACGUGCGCUUCGGCGUACGUUUGUCAGCGUUUAGACAGGAACAGUAACUUCCACUUCUCAAAUAUUUACGAAGGAAAGGCCGUUUUUAGCCGAUAACAAACGCAUAAAUCGUCACAUAGAUGUGAGAAAAAAAAACCUAACAGGAAAAUAGUGUAAUAUGCAUGCCAGGCCAGUAGGUGGCGGUGUCAUUUUGCAUUGUAAAUGUAGACUUUUGUCGGGGAAGCAUCGUAAGCAUAAACACUGCGACGUCAUUUCUGGUUUAUAGCGUUUAGUUGGGAACGGUAACUUCCAGUAUUCCAAAUGUGCGUUUUUAGGCUGUUGCCAACAAAAAAAGUCUUUUUUUUUUAGCGACUAAAGAUCUCACACACACACACACACACGCUGAGUGUACACCAACUUUUUUGGGGAGCGAUUCACUUAAAAGAACAAAUAAUCCCUGUUGACACAGAUGCCCCAAAAUGUCCAAAACCGCUGUAAUAUGCAUGCCAAACCAGCAGUGAUUGUGUUUUGCAGUUUAAAUGAAAGAAUGUUUUGAGCCAAUAACGACACACACACACACAGCGUACUUUUACAUGACAACAACCUAGCAAAUACUUUUUGGAUGUUUUUUGACAUUUCAUUUGAAAAGACAAAGGAUCGUCACACACAAAAUGAGUGAAAAUGAUGUAAUAUGCAUGCCGUACCAGUAGAUGGCAAUGUCAUUUUUGUGUGAUGAAAGCCAACACACACAUCUGUUGCAAUUAUAAACUUUGGUCGGAGUUGUUCGCGUAAAUGCUGAGAUUAGUGCUUUCGUCAUUCAGAGUUUAUUUGACACUUUUUCAAAUAUUGGCUUUUUUAGACUGUUGCUGUUUAAACAAAAGACCGUUUUUCGCAUAAAGUUCUUGUCUCAACUUCCCGUUACUCCACACUUUUGCAUUGUAAAUCAUACAUCUUGUCGGAGAAGUGCCGUUAACAUAUAGCAUUAGCUAGCUCUGUGUUCCACUUAUGUGCUUUUACAGAUCACAAUUGAUUUGUGUUUAGGCGUCAACCAACAUGCCCAAACCAUCUUGUUUUUAGCCAUAUGGCCAAAAAACGUCCGCCUAUUAGCAUUAGUCGACUUGGAAGUUCGCCAAACAUCCUAGCCUGUACUGCAUUAACACAUUUGAAUUCAUGUAUUUUAACCACCAAUUCUCGUAUUAUCGAAACAAUCUUACAUUUUUAGGCUAACCACGCGACUUAGCCGCGUCGUGCUAUGUUCAACGAGCAUUUGACGCCUUUCAUAAUGUUUUUAAAAUGUCUUUCCACGCUCCUCAUCACUGUUUAUUUGUAUUUAUUUAAUUAAAAAAGCAUUUCACUGUCUUGUAACGUAAUGGACGUUCUAAGAUUAAAAAAAAUAAUACUAGUUAGAUGUUUUUCUACAGUAUUGCUCUUUUCAUUUUUAUCUCCAUAAUUCUACUAAGAAACAAAAAAAGUAUUCAUGAUGUACAUGUCCAAACUGUGGUAAUGAUAUAAUUCAAGCUGGAAAAUAAAUGUUGAAAAAAAAGAAGUGAAAUUAAAGCAACUUUAAUAUGAA